UACCAAUCAGUUGUCAGUUCGCAUCCAACUAGAAAGCAGUUAACGAGCAGAGUCCGUUGCGUUUGCGGUUAAAAGCCACGAGGUCGAUCAGCGUUAAGCGCGCUACUUAACCCCAACGUCACCAAAUUCUUUCGAGCCCAAAACCGAUACGGUUGAUCACGUGUUUCCCCUCUUCCCUCGCCCUGACCCACCCCCCGCAACAAUUGUAUUCAUUGCUAUGCAAACGAUGAGUGAACUCAAAAGUAAAGACUCAAGCAACAGCAAAAGCCGCCCACAAAAUAACAACAACAACAAGUGUAUAAAUACUUAUGCAAGUGUGAGCAACUAAAUACAUACAUACGUCCAUACAUUCAUACAUAUAUGCUUAUCGAUAUACAUACUCGUGCGUGCGUGUAUGUGUGGGUGAGAGAGAGCAAGAAAUUAUGCCAGUUAGCCUUAACACAAGAAAAAAAACGAAGCUAAAUAAUAAUAAUAAUUAAUACACAAAACCGGCACAAGUUUUGCUCAGAAUAACAACAACAAAUGCAACGUGUAUUUAAUUAGUAAAUAAAUGCACUAUAAAGCGACUGACGUAAAAGUGUUGACAAAGAAUAAUAAUAACAAAAACAGUGCAUAAUAUCAGCUAAUAACAACAGCAGAACAACAAAACAACAAACUCAAAAGGAACGAUAACAACAAGCAGCAAAGCUUUGACACAACUUCCUAUUGGCUCGAUAUAGCUUUGAGUUGGGCGAGCUGUGAGAGAAAAGCCAGAAAGCUGCAACUCCCGGACGAACUGUUUGCCAUUAUGGAAGGCUUUGCACAGGAAUGGCCAAAUGUGCCUCGCUCCGAUAACGGCUUGCAUAUGGAUCAACUGGUUGGGGACUUGCCCACAGACGGGGGCUUCGAGCCCCAAACACGCGCCCGCUCCAACACUUGGCCUUGUCCACGGCCCGAGCCAGUCGACGAGCUGGACAGCACCAAAGCUAGCAAUCAGCAGCUGGCAAACGGUGAUCCACAGCUGGCCAUGCAGAACGCUAAUGCGGCCAAAAAGAACUCAUCCCGUCGCAAUGCCUGGGGCAAUCUGUCCUAUGCCGAUCUCAUAACGCAUGCCAUAGGCUCUGCCACCGACAAGCGCCUGACUCUGAGUCAAAUCUACGAGUGGAUGGUGCAGAAUGUUUCAUACUUUAAGGACAAAGGCGACUCGAAUAGCAGCGCCGGCUGGAAGAAUUCCAUCAGGCACAAUUUGUCGCUGCACAAUCGCUUCAUGCGCGUGCAGAACGAGGGAACUGGCAAAUCAUCCUGGUGGAUGCUCAAUCCGGAGGCAAAGCCGGGCAAAUCGGUGAGACGCCGCGCCGCCUCCAUGGAGACGUCGCGCUACGAGAAGCGCCGCGGCCGGGCCAAAAAGCGCGUCGAGGCCCUGCGACAGGGCGGCGUUGUCGGUCUCAACGAUGCCACGCCCUCGCCCAGCAGCAGCGUCAGCGAGGGACUCGAUCACUUUCCAGAGAGUCCACUGCACAGCGGCAGCUACCAAUUGUCGCCAGACUUUCGUCAACGCGCCUCAUCGAAUGCCAGUUCCUGUGGCCGUUUGAGCCCCAUUCGCGCAUUGGAGCUGGAGCCAGAUUGGGGCUUCCAGGUUGACUAUCAAAAUACGACAUUGACGCAAGCGCAGGCCCAGGUGCUUGAUCAAUUGGCUGGCUCCAUGGCGGAUGAGCUGAAACUACAUCCCGAUUUGUUGCAACAGCAAGGGUUCAGUGCCGCCUCGGGUCUGCCCACACAGCCGCCACCGCCAUACCAGCCGCCACAGCAUCCGCAGCAUACACAGGGCUAUGCGCUCAAUGGACCCGUCUCGGCGAGCAACUAUGGCUCGCUGCAAGCCCAGCAACAGCAGCAGCAGCAGCAGCAGCAACAGCAGCAACAACAGCAGCAGCAGCAGCAGCAACAGCCACAGUGCCUGCUGCAUCGUUCGCUCAAUUGCAGCUGCCUGCACAGUGCACCUGUGCGAGAUGGCCUCUCACCCAACUCAGUUACCACCACAAUGUCGCCUGCGUAUCCCAAUAGCGAGCCCUCCUCGGACUCUCUGAACACAUAUAGCAAUGUGCUGCUCGAAGCCGCUGCAGAGAAUGCUGCAUUGCUCGUGCAGCAACAGCAACAGCAGCAGCAGCAGCAGCAGCAGCUUGCUGCUGGCCUGGAGGAUAAUAACUGCGCCUCUACUUUGAUAGGGCAAUGCCUGGAGGCGCUGAACAGUGAACCAAUUGACGAAUUUAAUCUGGAAAACUUUCAGGGUGGCCUCGAGUGCAAUGUUGAAGAGCUGCUGCAGCAGGAGAUGUGCUAUGAUGGACUGCUGGAUAUAAAUAUACCGUUAGCUGCGGUCAAUACGAAUGCUACGAAUGUGAUCUUAACCAAUAAUAGUACAAAUAGCAGUGGCAGCAACAGCAACAACAGCGUCGCUGGCAAUAGCAGUGCAAACGUUCAACUAAAUCAAUUGCAGGCGCAGCUGCAACUACAACAGCAGCAACAACAGCAGCAGCAGCAACAGCAGCAGCAGCAACAGUUGCUGCUCAGCAACAACAAUAACAACAACAACAACAGUCUGGACACAGCGAGCGCAAAUCUUAAUGCACGUGUACAGUAUACACAGCCUAGCGUGGUCACCUCGCCACCAUCGUGGGUGCAUUAGACGAAGAUUUUCCGAUCGAAAUCGUUUGCCUAAGCUAAGGACAAUAUAUUGUAUACACUUUAAUCUACUAGAAGGAUGGCAAGGAGCAUGCAGCAGGAGAAGGAGGAUGAGGAGAAGGAGAAGCAGGAGGAGUAGCUGCAGCUAGCUGCCUUUACAGUUUACAAAGAUUUAUCUGGUCGCUUCUAAUUUAAAAUAUAUGCA
Messenger RNA from Drosophila hydei, 2860 nucleotides. It is a transcript of the gene foxo, whose product is annotated as forkhead box protein O. Gene Ontology annotation, cellular component: nucleus. Gene Ontology annotation, molecular function: RNA polymerase II cis-regulatory region sequence-specific DNA binding; DNA-binding transcription factor activity, RNA polymerase II-specific. Bases 788 to 2659 code for a protein of 623 amino acids. Gene Ontology annotation, biological process: regulation of transcription by RNA polymerase II. The record is from RefSeq and is a predicted model, not a curated record. The transcript has 11 exons. Lineage: Eukaryota; Metazoa; Arthropoda; Insecta; Diptera; Drosophilidae.